UUGUCACCGCGUGCACAUGCGCACGUUAUGCUUUAGCUUACAAACUUGCUUUCCACGCGUGUCUUAGAUGCAUGCUUUAUAAAAAGCCCGUUUUAAAGCCCUACAUUGUGGAAAAAUAACACGUGUUUUUCAUCACCAUGGGAGGCCAGGCUAAAGGCAAAAAGAAAAACAAACCGAAGAGGAAAGACAACCGUCCAGGCAAUGGUGAUGGAGGAUUUGUUUGCCUGUCACCUCAAGAAAGGAUGAAAGUAAGAAUGCACGAAAAAGCCAAGAAGAAGUCGGCUGAGAAGUACUCAGUACUACAACUCCUGGCGAAGACAGAAGAAUGCAUGGACAGCUUUGACUUUGACAUGGCUGGCCUUUUCUGUCAACGAGCCCUGGACGUGGAGCCCACCAACCUGCAAGCUCUUGACAUGCUGGGACACAUCUGCUCUGAACUGGGAGACCUACAGAAAGCUAAAGGAGCUUUUCUGCGUGCAGUGGAACUGAGCCCAGAUGUAGGCCACAGUAAGUACAUGUACCUGGGACAAAUCCACACAGGCCAGGAGGCUGUAGACUACUACACUAAAGGAACACAAAUCCUACUUUCCACAUUGGAGAAACAAGACACAACAGCGGCUCAGGCCGGAGCUGCCGCCCUACCAGAUGAGGACGCUGUCCAGCCCACCACGAAGGAUGUUAGUGUAGCCUACUGCUCCAUCGCUGAGAUUUACUUAACAGACCUCUGCAUGGAGGAGGGAGCCGCAGACAAGUGCAGAGAGUUCAUCGAAAAAGCAUUACAGUAUCACCAUGACAACCCGGAGGCUCUACAGCUUAUGGCCAGUUACCUUUUCAGUACCGAGAGAAACCAGGAAGGGAAAGAGUACCUGUUGAAAAGCGUAGGAAUGUGGCUGCCGACACAGAAACAGAGCGCUGCUUCUCCCGCCACAGACGAAGACGUGCAGAAUGACAUCCCCCCAUAUGAGUCUCGCAUCACCACAGCCAAGCUGCUCAUCGAGUCGGAGGAAUACGAGAUGGCAGUAGAUGUCUUGGAGGGUCUUCUGGAAGAGGACGAUGAAGUUGUCCAGGUGUGGUAUCUCUCCGGCUGGGUGUGUUACCUCCAGUGGGAAAAAGCAAAGGAGCAGCAAGAAAGAGAGGGCAGAGAAGUGACGGAAGAGGAGAAGGAGGAGUGGAAUGCACUGAAGGAGGCGGCCAGAUCGUACCUGACUAACGCCAAGAAGCUGUACGGUAAGCUGCGAUGCGAUGACCAGCCGAUGUUGGAGCACGUGGAGCAGCUGUUGGGCGAGCUGGGAGGAGAGAUGGAGGCGGAGGAGGGAGAGCCGGCCCUGGAUGAAGACUAUGAACCCUGUAGUGACGAGGAGGAGGAGGAGGGGGGUGAUGCGGAGGCACCCAUGGAACACUGACCACACCGCCUUGUUUGUACUCUGAUUUCGCUUCCUCUCAUCGCACCUCUCUGUAGUUAUUGUGCACUCUCUAAAGUGCCUUUUUUUAAAGGUUCUCCUUUCACACCUGCUUGUCGACAACUGCCUUUUGAAUUUCUGUGAUGUGCAAAAAAAAAACAAAAAAAAAAAAGAGUGGCAUUAAAAGCUGCCGUCAACUCCGUCUCUUACACUCAGUUGUUUAAUGCUUUUGGUGACAUAAGUGCAUAGUAAUGUUUGCCUUAAUCUCCCCGACAGAUGUUGAUGAAUGAAAGAAAUUAGGUUUAGAGCUUUGCUUCCCACCAGCAGUGAAAGCAAAACACCUUUGAGUGCUUUUACCUCCUGCGCACGCCCACGCCUGGUUUCCACAAGCAAAUAUACAUGAAACAUGCACACACAAGCAAAAAGGUACAAAGGAAGGACGUUAAUUAUUUUAUCUAUUACUCUGUACAGCAGCAGUGGCACAAGUAGUGUUUUCCUCUCUUAAUAUCUAUCCGCUCAUGUAAUGCUCAUAUUCAGAGUUUAAGUUUUUCUUUGCUAUUCCGUUUAUUCCCCACCCUUUUUCAUAUCUCCAUUUUAUUCAAUAUGACAGGACACAAUAGCAAGAAUCUGACAUUAACUUUCGCAGAAUGCAUUUCUCUCUCCGCUGCACUUUUCUGAAGUGACUCGCGUAAAGCCUUUCAGAGAGGAGGGAACGGGCAACUGACUUUUUAAACCCAGUUUCCAAUUGCACCCUUUUAAAAUGCUCAGAUGGGGUUUUUGUAGCGUAAUGGCGCCGGUUUGUGCGACGGCGUCGGCACAAGAACGGAUAGAUGCUUUUCACGCUUCUCUUCUAUAUGCGUUUUACCAUUGAGUGCAGGUGAAGAGAGAGUUAAUACAUCUGAGCUGUCGGCCGCUCCGCACUUCUCAAAAUCACCCAAAUAAACAUGGAUAUUGUAGAGGCUUAAAUGGCGUCAUUUUAAAUACAAAUAACGAAAUCAUUUUCUGAAACGCUGACAUAUUUCGGUGCAUUUUUUUUUUUAAUAUCUCUCCCCAGGUGCGUUUUAUACGGGGAGCGCCGCGUGCGACGCACGUUCCGUAACACAUAGCCACCGCGGAGGAUUUCUCCAUGCGCCAUGCCUGUUAACAAACACAACACACCACAGGCAGCCGCUGCUGCGCGGCCCCUUUGAAGAAUUUCAUAACCGGUAAAUGGGAAUAUUAUCUGAGAUCCUGGUCCUGAUAGCGACCUAGCUGCAAGCUGAGAGGCCUGUUUGGGAAUACAGGGGUUCAGAUACCGUGAUCUGAUUGUGCCUGUUUGUGUUUAAGGAGCAUAAAAUACAGCUCAGGAGGGAAGUUACAGAUAUGAUACUUUGUGAGUGUGUGUGUGCAGUAGAUUAUCAUAGUUUAAUGUGAUAUGAUGCGUUGUUAUUUGUGGACUGGGCUUUGCCCAGAAAUUCACGUCGGUGAUGUUUCGCGCAUGCUAAUGUACCAGUACAGGCCUUCAGGAAAUAUAACCUGGAGCGAUUCUGUCAUCUAGCAUUUGCCUUUUGUAAUUAAAAAGGACCGGAGUGUG
Messenger RNA from Mugil cephalus (flathead mullet), 2973 nucleotides. RefSeq names its product probable assembly chaperone of rpl4. Bases 138 to 1403 code for a protein of 421 amino acids. Gene Ontology annotation, biological process: cell division. Gene Ontology annotation, molecular function: protein binding. The record is from RefSeq and is a predicted model, not a curated record. NCBI's taxonomy places the organism in Eukaryota, Metazoa, Chordata, Actinopteri, Mugiliformes, Mugilidae. The transcript is spliced from 11 exons.